AUGUAUCGCUUCGCCGCCAAUCUUGCUUCCAAAGCCCGGCUUGCUAGGAAUAAUACUCAGCAGGUUGGUAGCAGGUUGGCUUGGAGCAGAAAUUAUGCCGCGAAAGACAUAAAAUUCGGUGUUGAGGCGCGAGCGUUGAUGCUUAAAGGUGUUGAAGAGCUCGCUGAUGCCGUUAAAAUUACAAUGGGGCCGAAAGGACGCAAUGUUGUUUUGGAACAAAGUUUUGGAGCCCCUAAAGUCACAAAGGAUGGUGUUACUGUGGCGAAGAGCAUUGAGUUCAAAGACAGAUUCAAGAACAUUGGUGCUAGCCUUGUAAAGCAGGUUGCUAAUGCUACAAACGAUGUUGCAGGCGAUGGUAGGCUUCCUUACAUACUAAUAACGCUUCCCUCGUAG
This is a messenger RNA of Ilex paraguariensis (yerba mate), 393 nucleotides long. Lineage: Eukaryota; Viridiplantae; Streptophyta; Magnoliopsida; Aquifoliales; Aquifoliaceae. The record is from the annotation of a GenBank genome assembly.